Molecule: messenger RNA, 2189 nt
Organism: Nannospalax galili (Upper Galilee mountains blind mole rat)
Lineage: Eukaryota; Metazoa; Chordata; Mammalia; Rodentia; Spalacidae
Gene: Kat5
Product: lysine acetyltransferase 5
Exons: 13
Coding region: 136-1803 (555 amino acids)
Biological process (GO): regulation of DNA-templated transcription
Molecular function (GO): histone acetyltransferase activity
Source: RefSeq, a predicted model, not a curated record
UCUCCGCUGCUAGCCGGGCACAGUGACUCUCAAGGCUCUUCCCUACCACGGUUUCAGGGCCCGGGCCUGCUGAACACUCCGCUUCGGAAGUGACGUUUCCCAGAGGGGCCGGAAGCGGCAGUGGAGGGAGGGAAGAUGGCGGAGGUGGUGAGUCCGGUGCCCGGGGCGGGGCGGAGGGAGCCAGGGGAGGUGGGUAGAGCCCGAGGCCCCCCAGUAGCCGACCCUGGCGCCGCGCUGUCUCCCCAGGGGGAGAUAAUCGAGGGCUGCCGCCUGCCCGUGCUGCGGCGCAACCAGGACAACGAAGAUGAGUGGCCCCUGGCUGAGAUCCUGAGCGUGAAGGACAUCAGUGGCCGGAAGCUCUUCUAUGUCCAUUACAUUGAUUUCAACAAACGCCUGGAUGAAUGGGUGACCCACGAGCGGCUGGACUUAAAGAAGAUUCAGUUUCCCAAGAAAGAGGCCAAGACUCCUACCAAGAACGGACUUCCUGGGUCCCGCCCCGGCUCUCCAGAGAGAGAGGUGAGGAAGACCCUGGACCUAUCUCUACAGCCGGCCUCCGCCCAGGCCAGCGGGAAGACCUUGCCAAUCCCGGUCCAGAUCACUCUCCGCUUCAACCUGCCCAAGGAGCGGGAGGCCAUUCCCGGUGGCGAGCCCGACCAGCCGCUCUCCUCCAGCUCCUGCCUGCAACCCAACCACCGCUCCACGAAACGGAAGGUGGAGGUGGUCUCCCCAGCAACUCCAGUGCCCAGCGAGACGGCUCCAGCCUCAGUUUUCCCCCAGAAUGGGUCAGCUCGUAGGGCUGUGGCAGCUCAGCCAGGUCGGAAGCGGAAAUCCAAUUGCUUGGGCACUGAUGAGGACUCUCAAGACAGCUCAGAUGGAAUACCAUCCGCACCACGCAUGACUGGCAGCCUGGUGUCUGACAGGAGCCACGACGACAUCGUCACCCGGAUGAAGAACAUUGAGUGCAUCGAACUGGGCCGGCACCGCCUCAAGCCCUGGUACUUCUCCCCAUACCCCCAGGAGCUCACCACGCUACCUGUCCUCUACCUGUGUGAAUUCUGCCUCAAAUACGGACGCAGCCUCAAGUGUCUGCAGCGUCACUUGACCAAGUGUGACCUGCGGCAUCCUCCUGGCAAUGAGAUUUACCGGAAAGGUACCAUCUCCUUCUUUGAGAUUGAUGGACGGAAAAACAAGAGUUAUUCACAAAAUCUGUGUCUUUUGGCCAAGUGUUUCCUCGACCACAAGACAUUAUACUAUGAUACAGACCCCUUCCUCUUCUACGUGAUGACAGAGUACGACUGCAAGGGCUUCCACAUUGUGGGCUACUUCUCCAAGGAAAAGGAAUCCACAGAGGAUUACAACGUGGCAUGCAUCCUGACUUUGCCUCCUUACCAGCGCCGGGGCUAUGGCAAGCUGCUCAUUGAAUUCAGCUACGAACUCUCUAAAGUAGAAGGAAAGACAGGGACUCCGGAGAAGCCCCUGUCAGAUCUUGGCCUUCUGUCCUAUCGAAGUUACUGGUCCCAGACCAUCUUGGAGAUCCUGAUGGGUCUGAAGUCGGAGAGCGGGGAGAGGCCACAGAUCACUAUCAACGAGAUCAGCGAAAUAACCAGCAUCAAGAAAGAGGAUGUCAUCUCCACCCUGCAGUAUCUCAAUCUCAUCAAUUACUACAAGGGCCAGUAUAUCCUCACUCUGUCAGAGGACAUCGUGGAUGGGCAUGAGCGAGCUAUGCUCAAGCGACUGCUUCGAAUUGACUCCAAGUGUCUGCACUUCACUCCCAAGGACUGGAGCAAGAGAGGAAAGUGGUGACCAGGCACUGCCCACUACAGCACCAAGAACUGGCUGAACUGGGGCUGACACUGUUCUAAACCCACUUGAGCUCCCAAGAGAGACCAGGGAGACAAGACUGAGGACAGCUCCAAAAGGAGAACCCUGGGAGGAGCCACCUAGUGCCAAGGCGAGCUCAGGGCAAGGUCAGCUCCAAGGUCAGCUGGCUAAUAGGCCCAGAUCCGCUCUGAACCCAGGGACCAGGUGGGAGCCAGGCAGCUGUGUACAGUAAGACAUAGGUGGGGCACUCUGUACAGGACUGGUGAUUGUAAAAAGUUCUUUUUGUAAAGUAGGAGCUGGGGCAUGGGGUGGGUGCUGGUUGCAAAUUCUGGUCCCUCUUGCCCCCAGCAAUAAACUUUCUACAGGCA